Messenger RNA from Lolium rigidum, 828 nucleotides. RefSeq lists its product as uncharacterized. NCBI's taxonomy places the organism in Eukaryota, Viridiplantae, Streptophyta, Magnoliopsida, Poales, Poaceae. The record is from RefSeq and is a predicted model, not a curated record. Gene Ontology annotation, biological process: defense response. The transcript has a single exon. The coding region runs from base 1 to 828 and encodes 275 amino acids.
AUGUCGGCGAUCGUCGCGCACGACGACGACGAGGACGACUGGCCGGCGCCUCCGCCGCCGGCCCCGCUCCACCUGCUGGAGGUCACCGUCAUCUCCGCGCAGGACCUGCACCGCAAGAAGCUCGGCCGCCGCGUGCGCGCGUACGCCGUGGCGUGGACCGACGGCACGGCGCGCAAGCUGCGCACGGACGUGGACCUCGCCGGCGGCGCCGACCCGACGUGGAACGACCGGUUCCUCUUCCGCGUCGACGCCGAGUUCCUGCGCUCCGAGACGGCCGCCGUCGCCGUGGAGGUGCGCGCGGCCGGCGGCGUGCUCGGCCGCGACGCCGUCCUCGGCCGCACGCGCAUCGUCGUGAGCACCUUCGUGCGCCCGUCCCGGUCCGCCGUGGCCCCCUCGGGCAGGCAGGUGGCGGCGCUGCAGCUGCGGCGCCCGCGGUCGCUGCGGCCCCAGGGCAUGGUGAACGUGGCGGUGGCGCUGCUGGGCGCCGCCCAGGCGCGCGCCGUGGCGCCCACCUACUGCGCGCUGGGCUCUACGGACGCGUUCGCCGUGAAGGACCUCGUGGCGAUGAGGCCGGCGCCAGCGCUCUGCGCGAUCACGGAGGACGCGGAGGAUCUGGACUACGGGCGCCGCCGGCUGAAGCCCGUGGUGGAGUACUCCGGACCGCUGGACCCGAGGCGCGCAGCCGUGGAGCAGAGCAAGCUGGCCAUGAAGCUCGAGAAGUGGAGGGCGGACCUGUCGCCGGACCGUGUGGACAAGGACGGCAACGGAGUGAAGCGGAGGUGGCGGCGCCGGACCUCAUGCUUCGGCGGCGCGGAGUGGGAAAGGUAA